Raphanus sativus (radish) is the source of this 1024-nucleotide messenger RNA. RefSeq lists its product as uncharacterized. The record is from RefSeq and is a predicted model, not a curated record. Bases 62 to 820 code for a protein of 252 amino acids. Lineage: Eukaryota; Viridiplantae; Streptophyta; Magnoliopsida; Brassicales; Brassicaceae. Gene Ontology annotation, cellular component: mitochondrial matrix. The transcript has 3 exons.
AGGUUUUCUCACUUAGUGCUAAAACCCUGAAGAAGAGAAGAGAAUCCAUUUCCAAACCGCCAUGGUUUUCGCUUUGUGCAUCCGCAGGUCAGCUUCUCGUUUAGCUUCUCGUUUGUGUGGUCGCGUGGCUCGAUCCCAGGCCAUCUCUUCCGUCGCCGUCGUCAACCGCUCGUCUCUGCUUCGUCCUUUCGUAUCUCGUAGCUUCCUCUAUUCGACGACGUCUACUGAUGAGCGAUUAAAGUCCGAUCAAACGCUUAUCCAAGUGAUUGACUCCGAAAUCAAAGAUGCCGAUUUGGGUGAAGAAGAGACUCCAGGUUCUGAUGACUUUCCUUUUAAGAUUGAAGAUAAUCCUGGUCACAGGACUGUAACGUUGACUAGAGAGUACAAUGGAGAGCAGAUUAGAGUAGAAGUAAGCAUGCCUGGUUCCAUGGACGAACAUGAAGACGAUGUUGAUGACAAUGAAGAUGGUCGUAAUGAGAAAGCUAACGAGACGAGCAUUCCGCUAGUUGUCACUGUGACUAAGAAGAGUGGUCUCAGCCUUGAGUUUAGCUGCACUGCUUUCCCUGAUGAGAUUGUCAUUGAUGGUUUGUCUGUGAACCAUCCAGAGAAGUCUUCUUCCUCCGAAGAAGAACAAUUGGCAUAUGAUGGACCUGAUUUUCAAGAGUUGGAUGAGAAUAUGCGCAAGUCAUUCCACAAGUUCCUCGAGGCCAGAGGAAUCAAACCAAGCGUGACGGAUUUGAUGUAUGAGUACAUGAUGAAGAAAGAUAGCAGAGAGUACUUGCUAUGGUUGAAGAAUCUCAAAAACUUCAUCCAAGAAUGAGUGAAGAUUGAAGACACACUAAGAAGAGUAGUUUUUAUGGUUUCAGUUGUGUUCUACUGACAUCUAAAUCGUCUUUUGAAAGUGAAAUUCGAAUUUGAGUCAUUCUAAUCUUCUUUUGCAUAAAGAAAUGAUAAAAAAAGUAAAAACAGAAUGUUACAUUGGCUUAUUAGGAGUUUUUUCUUUCUGAUAAACACUUUACUAUUA